AUGAACUUCUUUAGGCACGUGAUAAGGAAUAAACUAAUUCUCGCAGAUCCAGAGUUGCAGAGCAGCCUAUACUCCUCAUCUGUCCUUGCCGAGCUGAACUCUGGACAAUCAUGUAAUCGUGUCCUGAAUAAUGCCAUUUCUCGGCCUCGUAUUCCGUAUGAAAUCAUCUUUGCUUGUGGUGGCUGGAAUUGCAAGAGAGACACACGAUUUAUUGAAACCUAUGAUAUAAGGGCAGAUAAAUGGUUCAUACAUACGAAAACUGAUGUCAUCGAACCUCGACAAACCCACGGUUUGUGUGCCUUGAAUAACCUCAUUUACGUCAUUGGUGGUUACGAUGACAGAGAAUAUUUGAACACAGUAUGUUGCUACAACCCGAUAACUCAGAAGUGGAAAUACUGUGCCUGCAUGCACCGCCCCCGAGGCGGGGUCAGCGUUUGCAGUCAAGAUGGUAAAAUAUAUGCAUUGGGAGGUUACAAUGGAAGAAUCGGAAUGAAUUCUGCUGAGAGGUACAGCCCAAAUCUCAAUCAGUGGGAAAUGAUUCCAUCAAUGCAUUGUGUACGAUCUGAAGCCAGCGCUGCUAGUCUUAAUGGCAAAAUCUACGUUGUGGGUGGAUUAAAUGAACAUGAAGGGCUGAGGUCUGCUGAAGUGUUUGAUCCCCAAACGAACGAAUGGACAUUUAUUCACUCUAUGGCCACUGUCCGGUCAGGACUAAGUCUUGUGGCAUACAAUAAUUAUCUGUAUGCUCUUGGAGGAUAUAACGGGGAUACCAUAUUGAAAUCAGGGGAGAGAUAUAAUCCUACGCGUUCCUCAGAGUGGCAACAGAUUUCUGAAAUGCACCAUCGACGCAAUAAUUUUGCGGCUGUUGUCUUGGAAGGUAUGAUUUUUGUCGCUGGAGGAGCCAAGUAUUUGCAGCCAAUUGCAGUUGUGGAAUAUUAUGACGUGGAUUCUGAUGAGUGGCAUAAGGCAUCAUCCAUGAACAUGAAACGGGAUGGAUUAAGUGCAUGCGUGUUGGCAGGCCUGCCAAAUGCAAAGGCAUAUUCCCAAGCAUCCAGAAUACAAGAGGCAUCAAGCGAUAACUCCACCCACUAA
Molecule: messenger RNA, 1089 nt
Organism: Cryptotermes secundus
Lineage: Eukaryota; Metazoa; Arthropoda; Insecta; Blattodea; Kalotermitidae
Product: kelch-like protein 10
Exons: 1
Coding region: 1-1089 (362 amino acids)
Molecular function (GO): protein binding
Source: RefSeq, a predicted model, not a curated record